This is a messenger RNA of Saccoglossus kowalevskii, 2035 nucleotides long. Its product is annotated as protein FAM228B-like. NCBI's taxonomy places the organism in Eukaryota, Metazoa, Hemichordata, Enteropneusta, Harrimaniidae. The record is from RefSeq and is a predicted model, not a curated record.
UGUAACGUGAUCUUCUUGGGGACUUUGAACUGCCCGUUUAUAACUGAUUCCGCCUAAUGUUACUUUUUCUUCCUGUUGAAUUUAUAUUAAUUAGGAGUUGACGGAACCACCGCUGUUGAUACUACGAUAUAUUCGAUCUGAUGGCCCCGCGCUAGCAAUGGCUCUUCAAGACACACGGGGAAUGAUCACCGUACACUCCCCGAACUUGGUGGAGACCCUUCGAAUCGAUCGCGACGAUCACAUUUACACGACGAUGGUCAAGAAGGGAAGUAAGCAACGGUUGCUUGCAAAGCGACCAUGGUCCACACCAAUUCCAAGUCGCUCAUUGACGUCAAUUUCAUCAAGGGUGUCGACUAGUGGAUCAUCAGUUAGAUCAACAGAUCAGAUGACUAAGAUACAAAACUGGAUUAGUGAGAAGUCUGUCAGACACAUACAGGAAAAAGCUGAUCCAGAACGGCUUGAAACCAAGAAGCUGUACAUGUCAUUACUCGAUGAAGAAGAUGGCUUUGUCAAGGAUAUUGACGAGUUUGUUACAAACAAAGAUUACUUAGAUUUACGUAAAAAGGAGAUGCUUCAUAAAAAAUGGAGUGAGAGAGUUUAUGAGCCGUUACAAAAACAGAUAUACCGAGAGAUGAAAGUGCAGUAUCCGGGGGUAGAAAGCAGAAAACGAAAUUUACAUGAUAACUAUGUUGAUUAUUGCAAUAGGCGGCCUGUGUUUUUAGAUACCAUGUCCAAGAAUGAUUACAAUCCCUUAGAAUUACAAAAUCCCAGACCAGCCCCCAUAAUAGCCACAACAGAGGAAUUAGAAGACCCACUUAUAGCACAAGAGAAAGUACGAAAUGAAGAAGACAAAGCUGUGGUGAGGUGUAUGACAGGUAAAUCUUUAUCAGAUAAAGAAAUAGAACAAUACCGUCUACCGCCACUUCCGUUAGUUCCCCUGGGACGGCACGGCACAGAAUGCAGUUCGUGGCUAGCUAUGAAGCUGCACGAUAUUGAUAGCGACAGCAGAGUACAAAGCAGGCGGAGAAUGAAAAGCAACUUCAACGACUCGCAGUACGACUCUGAGGAAUGGAGCAACAUGCCCUUUGACCCCAAGAUAGUUGACGAAGAAAUGCAAUGCCAGAAGAAGCGCAUGUACAGCAUCUAUCCAUGGGCAAACCCGCCGACAUGUUCGCCAAAUAGGUGGAAUCUGGAACCAGUCUCCUUUCCCACCAUGUCUGGUAAGCCACGAUAUUUAUGUUUCCAUACUUUGAGUCGGCAACAAAUUGCCAGCGUACGCCAGCAGCUAUUAUUAGAAAGAGAGCGAUACGCUGACAAAAUGGAUUCCCGUGACUGUUUCCGGAGAAUGGUUGCUAAGAGUCAGGAUAGUAAACCAGAAAUGCACGGAUUACAUCAAGACAACACUGAGGCACUGAGCCAUAUUCCCGCUAACGACAGAAGUCGCGACGUCACGCCGCUUGCAGGACCGCACCAUGCGGCGAAACAUACGAGUGAAAAACACCCUGAAAACAAAUCAUCGAAUCCACACAUUGACGCUGAAGCAAUUUCAGUUCCAUGGCUUUCAAAUAACGUAAAGAUUGCGCCGAAAAAGGAAAUAUUAGAAGAAAAAAAUAGGAAAGCAAUGGCGGCGUUUGAGAGAAUUUGCAAACUAUCUUCAAGCCAUGCUGCUGCUAAGAGCAAGAGUGACAGCCUAGCGUCAUAUCACAUGAAACUGAAAACUGGCAGUUAUCAGAAGAACAUUUCAACUAAUCAACCCCGCGAAGUAAUCUCUAUUCCAAGGCGAUUUGAUAAGACAUGUACUGUAAACACUACAUCCAAAAAAGAAACACCACCGGAAGAGAAAAAGACGAAACCAAUGACGGCGUUUGCGAAAAUGCGAGCCAAAUUAAUGGGCUCAACAGUUCCUCAGAAAGUGGAAGUGACGAACACGACGUUGACAACGAAUUAUCCCGUGACACCAGUUAAAAGGCCAAGAGAGGCCGAUGAAAGUGAUGUAGCAAUCAAAACGAAAUCAAAGAGAAUAAGAAUAGGUUAG